CCCCCCGUCAACUUCCCCCACGACAACUCAAGAUGACUCACGAGUCCGUUUGGUUCAGCCGCCCCCGCAAGUACGGCAAGGGUUCCCGUGAAUGCCGUGUCUGCACCCACCGCGCUGGUCUGAUCCGCAAGUACGGCAUGAACAUCUGCCGUCAGUGCUUCCGUGAGAAGUCCACCGACAUCGGUUUCGUCAAGGUUCGUUAA
This is a messenger RNA of Penicillium odoratum, 203 nucleotides long. RefSeq names its product 40S ribosomal protein uS14. The record is from RefSeq and is a predicted model, not a curated record. Gene Ontology annotation, biological process: translation. Bases 33 to 203 code for a protein of 56 amino acids. Gene Ontology annotation, molecular function: structural constituent of ribosome; zinc ion binding. Gene Ontology annotation, cellular component: cytosolic small ribosomal subunit; ribosome. Lineage: Eukaryota; Fungi; Ascomycota; Eurotiomycetes; Eurotiales; Aspergillaceae. The transcript is spliced from 4 exons.